Messenger RNA from Trichoderma asperellum CBS 433.97, 1026 nucleotides. RefSeq lists its product as uncharacterized. The record is from RefSeq and is a predicted model, not a curated record. Gene Ontology annotation, molecular function: methylmalonyl-CoA epimerase activity. Gene Ontology annotation, cellular component: mitochondrion. Gene Ontology annotation, biological process: L-methylmalonyl-CoA metabolic process. NCBI's taxonomy places the organism in Eukaryota, Fungi, Ascomycota, Sordariomycetes, Hypocreales, Hypocreaceae.
AUGCCCGAUAUGCUCAUUCCCCCGAUCACGAAUGAUCCUUCCAAGGUCCAACUUGCCCGUAUCAGUCAUGUCUACUUUGAACACCAUGAUCUGGACAAGUUUAGAGAAUUUGCAAAAGACUUUGGAUUUGCUGAGGCCGAGGUUGCUAAAGAUUGUAUAUACUUUCGUGGGUAUGGGGUAGACCCUUAUGUUUACGUAGCGACCAAAAGCAAAGAUGGAAAGCCUCGGUUUCUCGGGCCAGCAUUUGUUGCAGCAUCAGAAGAAGAAUUCCAAAAGGCAAGCAGCAUCAAGGGGGCCAAGGUAAUGGACUUAGGUAGUGCUCCGGGUGGUGGUAAAAUCGUUACCUUUAGCCGUCCGGAUGACACCUUCUUUCAUGUGGUUUAUGGACAGGAAGAGAGAGUGAUGUCGAAAGAAGAGCCUUCAGCGACACAUGAGCAACAGGGUGCGUUUAAUAAACCUUUUAACAAACCGAGACUAGGCAAAUUUCAACGUUAUCAUCCCGGUCCAGCACUUGUACACAAAUUGGGCCAUUUUGGUUACGUCGUACCGGAAUUUGAUCAAGAACUCGAGUGGUAUACAUCAAACUUCAAUUUUGUGCCUUCCGACAUUUUGUAUCACUGGGACUUUUCCAACAUUGACGUCUUGACUUUUAUGCACCUCGAUCUUGGCGAAGAAUACUCAGACCACCACUGCUUUUUCAUGCAAAGGGCAGAACCGCACGUCAAGAAGACAUUUGUCCACCACACCUCAUAUGAAGUCGCGGAUUUUGAUACCCAAUUGCUUGGGCAUGACUGGUUAGCCAAAAAAGGAUGGGAAAGUGUCUGGGGGGUAGGUCGCCACGUGCUCGGAAGUCAAAUAUUUGACUACUGGCGUGAUUCAAGUGGAUUCAAGAUAGAACAUUAUACCGACGGUGAUGUCGUGAAUACACAUAUCCCGACAAAAAGGGACGUGGUUGGACCGUUUUCGGUUUGGGGUCCGGAGGUGCCGAAGGAUUUUGGGGAUAAGAGUCUUGAAACAACAGGUUAG